AUGGCUGUUCCUUCGCACUUGAGGCACCAGCAGCAGCUGCUGCUGCAGAUUCUGCUGGUGCUAAGUUUAAAGGAGCUGGCGGAGGCUUUGGGGGGAUUCCCGCCCUACCAGCUAGUGGGGCCCACACAGCACACGAGCCAAGCGCCUUUCUGCUGCCGCAGCCGAUCCGUCGCCUUCCAUGUGUAUCCCUCUACAUCUGUUGCUGCUGUAUGCAGCAGGAGUACCAGCAGCAACUGUGGCCACAACUGGCGCCGCAUCAGCAACUGCAGGGAACACCCCUGGCUGCGAAAAUGCUCGGCCCCCUGCAGGAUUCUGUCCAGGAACAGCAACAGCACUGCAGUAAAUGGCAUUCCGCACUUCUACCGCUGGCUAUGUAAUCAGUUCCCCACUUGUGUGCAGCCCCUUCAAAGAUAUGUUUGGCGCGGGCUGGCGCGGCAAAGUGACAGCAGCAGCACGAGCAGCAGCAAAACAAGCAGUAGCACCAGCAGUAGUAGAGCUGCUAAGGAUAUUGUGAGGGAACGGAUGCUACAGCAACUUCAAAGGGAGGAAGAAUUGCUGCUUCAGCAAUUUCAAAGCACGUUUGGUGCAGCAUCAGCUGCAGCAGGCGCCGAUUUCAGUUUGCUGCAGUGCAACCUAGAUGAGCAGCAACAGCAGCAAAUACCCAUUGAUGCGCUGCUGAUAGAUUUUAAUGCUUUACUACACCUCUGCAUACACGGCCACAUUCCGGACUCUCCUGCGGUGAGUCUGCUGCAGCAGCAGCAACAGCUGCUGCAGCCACUUUUGCAGCAACAGCACCUGCCGCUGCUUUUGCAGCGAGUCUUGUCGUACCUUGACUUACUUGUCAAGCUUGUGAGGCCCCGCACCCUCCUGUGCGUCACUCUGGAUGGGGUUCCUCCUGCUGCGAAGUUAGCACAGCAGCGCAGCCGGCGAUUUCGGCAGCAGCGGGAGCAGCAGCAGCGGCAGCAGCAGCUACAGCAGCGGUCUUUGUUUCAAGACGAUACAACCGUUCCAACAACUGCACUCCUGUCAGCCUCUAUAGCAGGCACUUCACCUGAUGCAACUGCAGCAGCAGCAGCAGCAGCAGGGAUCGCCACUGCAGCAGCAUCAGCGGCAACAACAGCACCGGCAGGAGAGGACAACCGGUUUGACACAAAUAGCAUAGGGCCUGGGACCCAUUUUAUGUUUGUUGCAGAGAGCACACUGAGACGCUUCAUUGCGUACAAACAGCGCAGCAGCAAAGUUUGGGGCGCAAUGCGUGCCAUAGUCUUCAGCGGGGCUGAUGUGCCUGGGGAAGGUGAGCACAAAUUGAUGCAGUUGUUGACCAGGGGUAGCUGGGCGUCUCCAAACGCUGCUUUGGCAGAAGCGUGGAGCAGUGAGGUGCAGCAGCACCAGCAGCAGCGGAAAACGCUGCAGCACAGAAGGAAGAAACAGCCAGCAGCCAGGUUUCGCGUGCUCCUGCCGCCGUCGUUUGAGGAGUUAACUGCUGCUACGAGUCUGCACGUGACGCGAGCAGCAGCAUCAUCUGCUGCUGGCGUCGCCUUUCCCGUUGCUGCAGACUCACCAACAGAUAAGGUAGCGCCACCUGGUGAAACUGCAUCUGACAAGCCCUCGAUGCAGCAACAGCAGCCGCAACAGCAGCAGGACCUUUCCGAGCUGCUGGUCGCGCUUCCUGGUCGUAUUUGCCUGUACGGGCUAGACGCAGACUUACUGGUGUUGGCGUUGGCUCGGCAGCGACCGGGGUUGCUGAUCUUGAGGGAGAAGCAGCGGUCUCUUAGAGGCACACGCGCAGCAGCAGCAAGGCAAGUGCUGCUGCGCAUUCAAGACGCUCUACGGAGCCAGCAGGAACAGCAGCAAGGACAGAAAGAGCAGCAGGAACGGCAACGACAGCAAGACGCACAGCCUCAUGCACAAAGUGAACCAGGCAACGGCGAAGGGAAGGGGAGGCAACAAGACCAACAAGGGGAGCCACAGCAACAGCAGGAGGGGCAGCAACCUGCAUCUAAUGGUUUUUUGCUGCCUGCUACCGGUGAUUUCCUGCGUUAUACAGCGAAGGACUUCGAAGUUGUGUGUAUUGAUUCUCUCAGACACCAGCUUGUUCGCUCUCUUGCCACCGCAGCAGCAAAUGAAGCAGGAAUCGCAGCAGCAAUAGCAGCAGCGGCAGCAGAACCACAAAGGCAAGCCACCGGUGCAUCAAUACAAAGCACGGCUACAGCAGCGUCGCGUGUAGGCCUGCGAAAGAAGCCGCCAGAAGCCAUUAGAGGCGUACGACGCGUAGGACUUGCGGCUCCUUCGUGCCAGAUUCCCCUGGGAUCCUUAAGGGGGAUCCCGCGUGGGUCCUUUUUGGGGGCAUCUCUGCGUCAAUUACAAGAGCUGGAGGCAAGCCGUCUGGUGGACGACUUUGUGCUUCUUUCGUUCUUUGUGGGAAAUGAUUUUUUGCCUGCACUGCCUCACAUAAAUAUUUACGCUGGGGGCUUUUCAUGGUUGUUGCAAUUGUACACAAGGGCCCUCCCAGUGCUAGGGGGCCCCCUGACCCGCAAGACCCAGAUCCAUCUCCCGAGGCUCAUACGAUUCUUCGCUUUAAUCUCUCACCAGGAAGGGCCGCAUUUUGAGCCAGGGGGACCGCCAGGUCCUCUGAGAAAAGAACGUGCAGCAGAAUACUACGCGGCUAAAUUUCCGCUGCAGGACCUCGCGGCAGCGGAAGGCCGUGGAAGCUUCCUUCCCUCCGGUGAUGCUGGAAGCCACGAGGAAGGAUCACUAGGAGGGAGUCCUUCAUCAGCUACGCGUCUUCCUGGAGUGCCCUUUGGGGUGUUCCGUCACGAGCUUUGCGUGAAGUAUAUUUCAGGACUGUUCUUUUUGCUACAUUAUUACCACAGUGGGACCCCUUCUUGGUCUUGGGAGUUUCCCUACAACUACGCACCUCUGGCUUCAGAUUUGGGGGCCCUGAGGGCUCCAAAGCUUCGGAUUACUCUCCCCCACGCUCAGCCUAUCUCACCGUAUCAGCAGCUACUCGCCGUGCUUCCCCCUAGCAGCACAAGGCUACUGCCAGCGCCUUACAGGCGACUGCAUGUGGCCCCGAACCAUACCGCCAUUGAGACAAUGUUUCCUUCCUCCUUCUUGGUUGACCCCUGUCCACUCCAGGCAAUUCCUUACCCUGGAAAGGCUUCAGAGCUCUCCGAAGGGGCUUCUAUCCCUACAUCGGACGACACUGAAGCAAGUGCAGCAACUGCAGCAGUUGCUGCGGCGAUGGACGAGGGCAAACAGGCUCUCGAAAGGGCCCUGAAGCGAGUCCCCACGAAAGAUAAAUCAGCACAGCUUCCCGAGUGGCUUCACCGUCCCAUAAUUCCCUUCUUAGAUCUGAAAUGGCUGCGUAGUGCAGCGGCUGAGGCCGUGGAGGCUAGUCUCGAAAAUGGGGCUAAGUGGUCCCCAGAAGACUAUUUUCGGAAUCGACUCGGAAGGCCCCAUAUUUUCGUUUCGCCUAGACAGUCGAGAAGUGCAGAAAAGCCAAAUAAACGGCAAUCUACGAAGACACGAACUAAGAGGCCCAUCUAA
Molecule: messenger RNA, 3549 nt
Organism: Eimeria necatrix
Lineage: Eukaryota; Apicomplexa; Conoidasida; Eucoccidiorida; Eimeriidae
Product: XRN 5'-3' exonuclease N-terminus domain-containing protein, putative
Exons: 1
Coding region: 1-3549 (1182 amino acids)
Biological process (GO): nuclear-transcribed mRNA catabolic process
Cellular component (GO): nucleus
Molecular function (GO): 5'-3' RNA exonuclease activity; RNA binding
Source: RefSeq, a predicted model, not a curated record